UGUCUUUGUUUGUGCUCGUUGGAUCCUCCCUGUCGCAUUCCUGUUCAUACCGCUCUCGCCGUCGAAUCAGCGUUGCCACAACUAACGGUCGCAUGCUCUCUCUUCUCCCGCCUUUCCAGCUGAAACCCACAACAAACUUGCCUCUCUCCAGCUGCCGGGACACCGACUCCAGUUGACUGCCAUCCUUUCGCCCCUUCGCAACAAUCAACUCUCUCCCUCCUCCCCUAUCCCUAUACAUCCAUACAUAUUCGUUCAAUUGAAAUACAAAAAAACGCUCCUUUUUUUGUUGUUUUUGUAUUACUAUCCCUCCCUCUCCAUCUGUCACUCACUCCGGAAAAGAAAACAAUAAAUCGAAUAUGCCUUAUAAUACUCGUCGGAAGUCCCUAUCGCUGCCAUCGCUGGGCAUUCACCUCCCGAACGCCUCCCGCGCACAUCGAUCACCGUCCGCCUCCAAGUUGCCCGCCCCAACAGACGCACAACUACCACCAUCCAAGAAGGUGAAGAGGUCGCACGACCGGGAGUCGCAGUCGCCGGACGCUGAAGCAACUGGUUAUCGCGACGGAAAGUCGUUGGGAGAGCAGGGUCGCGCGGGGCGCGGUACCUACGAGCACACUCCACCGCCUUCGCCCGCCGAUGGUGUCGCCCCGAAGAUCGAUACAGAGGGGAUCAACGAUGAUAUCGUGGUCGCAGUGAUCGAACAGUUGGAAAAGACUGGAAAUCGACCGCACCUCAUCAAGGAGCUAGCUGCCGUUCUCACGACGAUCAAUGAGAACGUCGCAAACUCUGCGAACCCCGCAGCACUGCUGUCGUCCCGCUUGAGCGCCUACCUCAAGCGUCCCUGGUCUGCUUUGGCGCCCUGCCCACUUGCAAAGGAGCUUAUUCCAGUUCACCCGCGCAAGGUGUUCUACUAUCUCACCACUUGCGCGCACCAGCCUCUCCCUGAGACUUCAGAUGAUCUGAUCAUUGCUGGUUUGGACGGGAAGCAGAUGACACCCAGUAUCUCAAGCCUCGACCAGGACGAGGAGGAUGCGCUUGCGCGGCAACGGAGUCCCAGCCCGGAGGUAGACCUGUCCUCUCCGGAAUUCGAGGACGACAAUAUGGAUCUGGCUGGUCACCACAAUGCUGGUGGUUCCGGAGUCCCGGCUAACGGCUUCUCCGACCGUCGCAGCCAGCACCGGUUAGCCCACAACCACCGGGCAGCGUCUCCCCCUCUGGAAGGCGAUGAGAGGGAAUUCACACAGACGGCUAGCUCUGUGCGAGAGCGGACGUCGGAAGAGAGAGCGCAGCGCCAGGAUGGUGCCAAGGGUAAUGCCCCUCAACUGUCUGAGGCCGCCUCAGAACUGAGUAGCGCGCUCGCCAGCUUUUCCGGCUCGCCAAUGGACGAGGACCCUCUCUCGUCUGCCAGCGCCAGCGCUGUUCCGGAGGAUCAGUACAGUGACUACUUUUCGCGGAUUGACUCCCGUGCCGCCGAGCAGGACCUCGACGAGGCAGCAGCCGUGACGCUCUUUGGCACUUCUCCGUCGCCAUCGCUCUCGUCCACUGCAUCCUCGAUCUCGUCUGGUACGAGCGCUCCUUCUGAGAUAGAUGCGGACAGCGAGAUGUGUACGACUACUGGUCUGCUCAAGCUGCAGCAGAACAUGGCUGCCAGCGCCCGGGGCGCAAGCCCAGUGUCUGUGCCCGGCGACGCCAAUGGUGCCACGGCUACAGCGCUGAAACGUUCCAUCGACAUGUUGGAGAAUGAUUUCUCCGGUGUUGACCUAAAGGUUGACCUGCAAUUCGGUGAACAUGACGCCAGAAAACCUCUAGCGAAUCGCCCCUUUGGAGUAAUGACCAUGGACUUUGACAUGAUCCGGGACUCGUGGAGUGAGCUGCAGAGCCCGGAAACCGUUGAGGUCGACGAACUCGAUGAAAUGUUCGGAGACUUCUAAAACAAACGCUCUCACCGUUUCAAGUAUGAUUUUUCGGAUUUUACCUCCUUUUUAAUACGUUUAUAUUUUCGGGGCGGGGCAAGACUGGACGGCGCCUUUUGUCAUUCUCGGCAUUUGCAUUACACCC
Paecilomyces variotii is the source of this 2055-nucleotide messenger RNA. RefSeq lists its product as hypothetical. The record is from RefSeq and is a predicted model, not a curated record. Lineage: Eukaryota; Fungi; Ascomycota; Eurotiomycetes; Eurotiales; Thermoascaceae. The coding region runs from base 357 to 1928 and encodes 523 amino acids. The transcript has 2 exons.